This is a messenger RNA of Diplodia corticola, 942 nucleotides long. RefSeq lists its product as uncharacterized. The coding region runs from base 1 to 942 and encodes 313 amino acids. The record is from RefSeq and is a predicted model, not a curated record. The transcript has 2 exons. NCBI's taxonomy places the organism in Eukaryota, Fungi, Ascomycota, Dothideomycetes, Botryosphaeriales, Botryosphaeriaceae.
AUGUCGCCCACCACAGCAGAUACCGUCAACCAGUGGGCAGAGGUGCAACGCGUGGCAUACGAGAGAGCGUGUCCGCAGCCAGACCUGACAUUUGAGGAAUUGAUGAAAAUACUCAAAAACGUCCUGGCCGGCAUCACAAGCACUGCUGAAGGCGCCAAGCGGAUAGAGUCCCUGGUGAUGAACCGGCCGGAAGAUUUCUUCAACAAAUACGCAAGCACCGUCUAUCAAAUCAUCCACGCAGGCGCCGCCUUUGACGACGACGUCAUUCUACAGCGUCUUGCGGCACUGACGGCCGCUCUUGCAGCAUUGCCUGACGCGAAAAACACCACGGGCAAGACGCUUACCUGGGCGGAUGAAGAAUUAGGCAUUGAAGGCAAAUCAGGGCCGGGAAAGGCAAUCGUCCACGAUCGGCAGCGCCUGUGGUCCGACUUGCCUACCUUUGGCGACGAGAUGCGCCGAAUGUGGAUCGAUGGCCCGGCAUCCAAGGCGCAACGCGAGGAAGAAGGGCUCUCCGAAGAGGCCGCCCGUCAACAGUGGUCCAACUGCAACGCAUUCGCCGCCCACCUGGCCAAGCUCUCGCAACGUCGCGGUGACGUUCUCGACCUCUAUCUGUGUGCCAUCUGGACUCUCAGGCGGGCCCUUGAGGACCGCAAGUCCGACGGCUGCGGCCAGCCGCAUGAGCUGCGGAUGCAUAUCGCGGGAGCGGCUCAGUGGAUACGAAUUCUAGGUAAAGAAUUGCGAGACGCGGACUGGAAGUUCUCCGGCAGCCAGAAGCUGAACGCGGGCGGUGGUCCUCGUUAUGAUGCGGAUCUGCAUGGCUACGGCUUUUCUGAAAAACGGUGGGAGUUGUGGAAAUGCAGGUUUGAGGACUUUGCGCAGGACGAAACAGUGGACGAAGAGACGCGGCAGAUCGCCAGGGAUGCGGCAAGGGAAAUGGCUUGA